GCUCACCAUGGCGCAUAUUAGCAUCGGUCUCUUUUGUUUCUGGGUCCUUCCGUUUCCCUUUGUCUCCCUCUCUAUAUUCCGCGAAAUACCUAAGCCCAAUAAGACUUCCUCCCCUCUUAUCCCUUUUCAAUCUCUUCGCCGCUUCCUUCUACUUAUCACCGAUCUGCGUAGCGCGUUGUCCUCUCUCCAAUCGCCUCAUCCGGGAUCGAUCGCCUUGUUCUUCCCCAUCAUCUUCAGAUCCCGAUCGAUUUUUACCGAUUUUCAUCGAGUUUCGUCGGUGCCCGCGAUCUAAUUGAGGCGCUAUUUGUUUUAUAAGAUAGUUUGCAGCAGAGAUGCGGGGAUAUGAAGAUGACAUUGAUGAGAAUGCUGGAUACGCCGAGUAUGAUGAAUAUGAUGAGUAUGAUGAUGACGAAGUGCCAGAAGAAGACGCGGCAGAAUACGAGGAAGAAAAAGAAAGACAACCUACUAAAGAAGAGAUGGAGUAUCUUGAAUUGCGUCAACGUUUGAAGGAUUCGAUUAGGAAAAAGAUGAAAAGAGAAGGCGGGAAUGCUCGAUCUUCACAGGAGAAGAAGAGUAAACUCCCAUAUAAUGAUUUCGGUUCCUUCUUUGGCCCUUCUCGGCCUGUUAUUUCUUCAAGAGUAAUACAAGAGAGCAAAUCGUUGUUAGAGAAUGAGCAAUUGACCUCUAGACUCUUAAAGUCAGGCCAUGCUAGCAAAAAACCUGUUUCAGUGGGCAGCUCAGGUUGUAAGAAUAGUUCAUAUGACAAGAGACCUAAAGUUGUGAAUGAGGUGAAAAAGAAAGUUGAAAAACUCAAGGAUACAAGAGAUUACUCGUUCCUUUUUUCCGAUAAUGUGGAUCUUCCUGUUUCUAGGAAGGAUCCACCUGUGCAAAGCCGACUUGUUCCUAGUUUUGAGGCUCGAUCUGCUCAAUCAUCAGUGAGGCCCAAACAGUCACCAGGUAACAAUGGAAGAAUUGCUCCUAGCGCUCACGAGGAAGGGAGGUCAGCUUCAAUGAAUGGGCAGAUGCAUUCCAGACCUGGCAGCUCUGGCAGCCAAAUGCAUUCAAGACCAAUUUCCUCGGGUAGCCAAAUGCAUUCAAGACCAGCUUCCUCGGGUAGCCAAAUGCAUUCAAGACCGGCUUCCUUAGGUAGCCAAAUGCAUUCAAGGCCAGCUUCCUCAGGUGGCCAAAUGCAUUCAAGACCGGCUUCCUCGGGUGGCCAAAUGCACUCAAGACUGGCUUCCUCAGGUGGCCAAACGCAUGCAAGGUUGGCUUCUUCGGGCGCCCAAGUGCACUCAAGACCUGGUUCCUCAGGCGGUCAAUUGCAUCCAAGACCAGGUUUGUCUACAAAUGGGCAAACCCAUUUGAGGCCGGGGCCAGCUGCGAAUGGCCAAAUGCAUCAAUCAACCAGCCGGAGUAGCCAACCAAGUUCCAAAUUAAGUUCUCAGAGGCCAGUUUCUGCUAGAAAACCUGAUUCUGUGCCAAUAGAUCAAAGAAGGCAGCUGGGCAACAAUAAUGGAGUAGGCCCUGGCCGGCCUGCAGGGACUGCAAAGCCAUUGCCUUCUAAGGCCCCUAUUUCAUCUCUGGAAAGGAAGGUCUCUGUCUCAGGCGCAAAGAGUUCUCUUCAAAAUGGUCAGAGACCAUCAUCUUCAAGACCACUCCCAUCUUCGAGACCACUCCCACCAUCUGAUCCUAGGCAAAGGGUCGAAUCGAGAAAGUUUUCCCAUGAACCCACAAGGUCUCAAAUGAUCCAGAAACAAUCAGUGCCUCCUGCAAAACACCAGAUGAGCAAACCGAUCAAGCAAGUUCCAGCACGUGAUGUAGUGAGGCCGAAGAAGAAGCCUAAAAUGUCGGAGGAUGAAGAAGCGCUCAGCUUGAUUAGACAAAUGUUCAGGACUGAUCGGUUUGCGGGGCGGGAGGAUGAAGGCGAUGAUAGUGACAUGGAGGCCAACUGGGAUGAUAUCAUGAGAGAAGAGAAACGAAGUGAGAGGAUAGCGAAGCAGGAAGACGAGGAACAACUCAGGCUGAUAGAGGAAGAAGAAAGGCGUGAAAGAAUGAGAAAGACGGCUAAGAUGAAGCGGAAGCACUGAGCCAUUAAUGGCAUAAGCCCUCUUCUCUCUGGACCUCAGUUUUCAGGCUUCUUCAUUGAAUUAUCUUAUAAUAAUGGUUGAUGGGUCAGUUUUGGGAAUGUAAUUUUUCCUUUUCUGGGGGCUUUACAUUGCAUUCCCUUUGUUCAAGUAGUUCACUUCAUCCUCACAGUUGUACAAUCAAUUUAUCAAAAUCUAUAAAACAAUUAAAAGAAAACUCGAUCUGUGUAAGAAUUGUUCACCUCAAAUGUUGGCAUAUUAGAUAUGCCAAGUGUUGUUAUGAGCUCCUA
Messenger RNA from Tarenaya hassleriana, 2374 nucleotides. RefSeq names its product protein SPT2 homolog. The coding region runs from base 333 to 2087 and encodes 584 amino acids. Gene Ontology annotation, molecular function: histone binding; DNA binding. The transcript is spliced from 10 exons. Gene Ontology annotation, biological process: regulation of DNA-templated transcription; nucleosome assembly. The record is from RefSeq and is a predicted model, not a curated record. Lineage: Eukaryota; Viridiplantae; Streptophyta; Magnoliopsida; Brassicales; Cleomaceae. Gene Ontology annotation, cellular component: nucleolus.